CAAGGUGGGCUUUACAUCAAAUAGUUCCUACAACAGCAUUCUCAUUGCUUAAUGCAUAGUGUUAUAUAUGGCUUCUAAAUCUGCAUGUUACUACUCUCUCAUAACCAUCACUCAAUUCCUUCUCAUUUGCACUGCUGAAAAACCGAUACGUCCCUUUGAAUAUCUGUAUCAAUUUGGAGAUUCAAAAGCAGAUACUGGUAAUCUCAUUCGCUUAGGUUCUAUUGGCGCAGGAACUGCAGCUGCCCGCCUUCCAUACAGUGAAACUUUCUUCCAUAGACCCACUGGCCGCUGGUCUGAUGGACUUCUUAUCACAGACUUCUUUGCUAUGGCUCUUCAACUCCCAUUGCUUAAUCCUUAUUUGGAAAGGAAUGCUUCAUUUGAUCAUGGUGCCAACUUUGCGGUAGCUGGAUGUACAACGCUCGACAGUUCAUUUCUAGCUGCAAGGGGCAUUCAAACCCCAAUUAUCAAUACUCCUCUUCGGCCCCGUUUGGGGACUUACUUUUUAGUCAACUAGUUAAAAAGUUACUAAAUUAACCAAAAAGCCAACAACUCAAACCAAAAAGUCAAAGAUUCUCUUUUCUCUCUACUUUUUGCACAUCUUUUCGUAAUUAGUCAAAAAGUCAUCCCAAACAUACAAGUUUUUUUUACCUACCUUUUUAGCCAAAUAACCAAAAAGUUACUAAAUUAACCUGUUCCAAAACGAGGCCUUAGUGCUCAACUAAAU
Camellia sinensis is the source of this 724-nucleotide messenger RNA. Its product is annotated as acetylajmalan esterase 2-like. The record is from RefSeq and is a predicted model, not a curated record. Gene Ontology annotation, molecular function: hydrolase activity, acting on ester bonds. Lineage: Eukaryota; Viridiplantae; Streptophyta; Magnoliopsida; Ericales; Theaceae.